This is a messenger RNA of Racocetra persica, 942 nucleotides long. The record is from the annotation of a GenBank genome assembly. Lineage: Eukaryota; Fungi; Glomeromycota; Glomeromycetes; Diversisporales; Gigasporaceae.
CAAGAGCAAACUCCGCAACAUCUUUACGAUUCAAAAACCAGUAUGAAAGGUAAAAAUAAUUUGAAUCAACCAAAGAAUGAGAUCGAAACCUUGGGUGAUAUAAACAUGGACGUUAUUAGAAGUCAAUAUAAUUCUACGGGCCCAAUGGACAUGAGAUCAUUGGAUCCUGCUAGAGACGCAAAAUAUUUUUCGAAAUGGGAAAAGAAUUUAAAAAAAUUAAAUGGAUUUAUAGACCAGAUUAAUCGCAACGGAUCUAAUUUUGAGCUACCACAAGAACUUAGAGGCUCAAAACUGUCGACAAUAUCAGCUGAAUAUAUAAAUAAAACUUACGUAUUAAUUAAUUCUAUGAAUGGCACUACUUCCCAUAUGAGAAAUAAUCCGGAACAACUCGGUACAUUAGUACAGGAUUUAAUUCAUACGCAUAUUGGUCCUUCCUCAUUUGACACAUCAGAUAUAAAUGCUAGUAAAUCACAUGAAAAUCUGACGCGUACGCCACAUGAACAAGUGGUUAAUAAAUUGACAGAUUCGGAGGCAGAAGAUUCAGAUUUAGUCAUUGAGAACCCUUUAUUAAUGAAGGAUGUUGUUAUUAAUUAUAAUCGACCUUUAAUGGACGACAACAAAGUUUCCAUUACUCCUUCAUAUAAGCAAUCCCGGAGUCCUGAAAAAAUAGCUACAAGUUCAGGUGGCCAAAAAAAUGUUAGCAUUGUUCAACCUUCGAGUUCAAAGACUCCCAUUUACCACGCUGAUGUUAUUCCUAGUAAACGUUCCUCUGAUUGUGUAGCCCAAACUUCAUAUAAAAGAGCAAAAUCUUCAUGUCAGGAGAUAUCUCAUGGAAGAUUUGAAUCUGUUGAUCGUAGUAAAUGGAGAGAAGAAACGCCCGGACAUAUCGUUUUGUUAGAUAGCGAUGAUGAUGAGAGUGAUGCGGAAGACAAAUUCGAUCCA